This is a messenger RNA of Oncorhynchus masou masou (cherry salmon), 873 nucleotides long. RefSeq names its product proteasome subunit beta type-5-like. The transcript has 4 exons. The record is from RefSeq and is a predicted model, not a curated record. Lineage: Eukaryota; Metazoa; Chordata; Actinopteri; Salmoniformes; Salmonidae. Bases 1 to 873 code for a protein of 290 amino acids. Gene Ontology annotation, cellular component: proteasome core complex. Gene Ontology annotation, molecular function: threonine-type endopeptidase activity.
AUGUUGAGGAUCAGAGUGGCCGAUGUGUUGUUGCCUACCCUCACCACCAAGGAGCAGCCCGUCAGGAAGUCCAGGAUCCAGUUGCAAAGGGAGGUGUUCAGUCACAGGGUCCUGAGCUUAGUGAUGAGCUUCAAGAGCACUACGGUGUUCCACACUGUCAAUAAACAGCACUAUCACAUAGGUGUCCCUCUUGUCCAGGUGGGGGAUGACAGUGUGGAACACUCGUCCCUUUCCUCCCUGUCCACCUCUCCAUCACCGCCCACUCGCCGCCCAUUCCCUUUGUCUCACGGAACCACUACCCUGGCCUUUGUGUUCCAAGGAGGUGUUAUAGCAGCGGCAGACACACGUGCCAGCUGCUCAGGGCUUGUCUCCUGUCCCUCUGUCCAGAAGAUACUGCCCAUCCACUCCCAUUUACUGGUCACCACUUCAGGCAGUGGUGCAGACUGCAUGCCAUUGGAGAGAAUCCUGGCUAGAGAGUGUCGUGUCAACGAGCUCCGCAACAAGGAGUGCAUCUGUGUGGGAGCCACCUCCAAGCUUCUGGCUAACAUGGUAUACCAGUACAAAGGCAUGGGCCUCAGCAUGGCUACCAGGGUGUGUGGCUGGGACAAGAGAGGGCCAGGGCUGUACUACGUGGACUCAGAGGGGAACCGUGUGUGUGGGGACCUAUUUGCGGUGGGCCCUGGCUCCAUGUAUGCGUAUGGAGUGGUGGACAGCGGGCUGAGACAGGGUAUGUCUGUAGAGGAGGUGUGGGAGUUGGGCCACAGAGCCAUCUACCAGGCCACAUACCGAGACGCCUAUAGCGGAGGACAGGUCAAUCUGAACCAGGAAGACGUAUUGAAGCUGCACCACCAAUACCAGGAACAGAACAUAUAG